Messenger RNA from Anguilla rostrata (American eel), 1649 nucleotides. RefSeq lists its product as uncharacterized. NCBI's taxonomy places the organism in Eukaryota, Metazoa, Chordata, Actinopteri, Anguilliformes, Anguillidae. Bases 306 to 1004 code for a protein of 232 amino acids. The transcript is spliced from 5 exons. The record is from RefSeq and is a predicted model, not a curated record.
UCACAUAUUCCUGUCAGGGCACGGGGGUGAUUUGUAGGCACAGUGGAGUAGAGUGGAGCAGGUUUGCUUUCCUGACAUCACCAGGGGUAGGGGCAGGGACACACCCCUUCCCUGCCCUGCCCCAAGCCGAAUCUGAGGGGAAGUCCACACCACGGAAAAAAUCUGACUCAGUCUGAGAAAACUCAGCAGCCUUUGGACAUAGAGAACACAAGCAAGACAUUCUUGGAGGCUCAUUUCUCAACUGCCUGCCGUUGAAGGAUUUUUUAAAUCACUGCUCAUCGUUUCUUCAUCCCCCUGCUCUCAAAAUGGCCAGCUCCAAGUCCUCCCAGACCACCCGCAACAUCGUGAUUGCGUUUCUCGCUCUGUGGUCCGUGAUUUCUCUCAUCAUCAUCGUGGUGUGGGCAACCUCCCCUGACUUGAAAGGUUCCAGCCAGUGCAGGGCUGAGCUUCAGACGGCGAUAGAGAAGCUGGAGGGAGCCAAGGUGGUGUGGGCUAAGGACAAGGCAGCCUUGGAGGACCUGGUGCGACAGGGUUGGGACAACCAAACCCUCCUGAGCAGACAGAUCAGCGAGCUCGUGGAGGCGCUGCAAGAAACCAACAUAUCUCUGAGCGACUGUGAGGAGGAGAAUAAACUUUUGAAUGCAAACAUAACAGUCCUGGUAAUGGAAAUCGAGGAACAUGAAAAAACGGAGGCGAACCUAACUUCAGAAAUCGCACUACAGAAAGACCAUAUCGAAAGCCUGCAGCUGAACUUGACUCAGAUUUCCCAUCAGUUUGAGUCAUGUGAGGCCUUGCGCAGUGCAGCUGAGAGCCAGCAGAGAGCAGCAGAGAGCCAGAAGAAAGCGUGCGAGAGCAGCAAGCAUUACAUACAAAAGCAACUUCAGCGGUGCAAGGAUGAGAGCCCCAAUACCUUAAGAACGACUGGAAACAGAACGCCCGGUCUCUACUCCAGCCCCCUGGUCCUGUUCUUCUGUGCCAUGGGCCUUCAUUGGCUCUCAUCUUGAAUGUGUUGCAGAGCUACUGGGCUUGGUGAAGUAUUCCAGUUGAACACUGUUCUACCAAAUGAUGGCAAGAUGAUGCACUCUCAAUCUGGACUUGAAGAACGUAAAUGCGUUCAUAAAAACUGCUGUAAAAAUGAAGAAACCAUGCUGUCGGAGGAGAGGAUAACCAGCCAAACAGAUAAAGAGAUUUGUUCCACUUUAUAAUCUACCACAAAAUGAAAAGACAUUAGUAAGAGAUCACCUGGUGUAAAUGUAAUUAAAACAUUAAGCUUGGAUACAAUUUAAAUAAAGAAAACUUUAUAUUAUACUUUGCUUUCAUGUACUUUGAAUAAUUUCACAAGUUCUUUUAGGUAUAUAUCAGUGUUUGGAUUGCAAAAGAAUAAUCAAAUUGUUUACAACCCAAUUCUUUUUAUACCCGAAGAAGUUAUUCUAAAACCAGAUGCAAAAUUAAAAUCAUUAAACUGUAAUGGUAUUUGUAUUUAUUUAUUAAUUACCAUUAUAAAAGUUUAAAUGAGCUACAGUAUUUCAGAUAGGUGAGCCAUAUAAUUUGACUGACACUACACCACUACAUGUAUGUAUACAACACCUUUCUGACACUGUACACUAAUUUGUUGAAAUAUUUCAAUAAAGUCUGCAUUAUUUUUAUGA